AUCAUUCACGUAGUUGCGGAUGUCUCCGGCGUAAGCGCUGUCAUCGCAACGUUUUGUUUUCUGCUGGAGGUGCAGCAAGAGCGGCGGAGUCUCAGCAAGUUAUGGGCUCGUCUGGAAGCACCAGGAGAGUUACCAUCGUUAACGAAAACUCCCCGGAUGUCAUCAAGAUAUCAGACUCCGUUGUGAAGAGGCUGAAGGGAGAAUCCGACUCGAUUUCGUCCACAGUGGCCCGACAGACUGCUGCCGGUGCACCUUACGAACCGAGGACUGCCGCAGGAGACAGCCUUCAGAGCCGGAGGCUCAACCACGACGAACUGAAAAAAGUUGAUGACGUCUGGCGAGAAAAUUUGAAGGAGGUAGAACGGCAGAAUCAAGAGUUGUACAAGCUGGCGACCGACAAGUUCGCCGGUGCCGUAAAGCAGGUAGAGGAGCGGUACACCCAACAUACGUGCACUCCCGUCUGCGAGGUGCACCAGCAAAAAGUAAUGGAUUGUUACGCGAAGAACCAGCGCGCGCCAUUAAAUUGUUCUAAGCUCGUCGAUGCGUUCACAAAGUGUGUUCACGAGGCAAGAAAAGACAUUGUAGCUCAGUAGAAUGAACGUUAGGCGUGUUUGAUGUCUUCUGGGUGACAUUGAACCUUGCUUCUAAAACCAAUUUGCCGGUUAGAAAAAAUAAAGUUGUAACAAUAA
This is a messenger RNA of Dermacentor silvarum, 689 nucleotides long. RefSeq names its product MICOS complex subunit mic25-a (gene Chchd3). Gene Ontology annotation, biological process: inner mitochondrial membrane organization. Gene Ontology annotation, cellular component: MICOS complex. The transcript has 2 exons. Bases 102 to 593 code for a protein of 163 amino acids. NCBI's taxonomy places the organism in Eukaryota, Metazoa, Arthropoda, Arachnida, Ixodida, Ixodidae. The record is from RefSeq and is a predicted model, not a curated record.